ACGCGUUAGCACCACCAGGAGCCCGAGGAAACAAGGCAAAGGAAAGAGGAGGAAGGAACGACCGCACCAAAAAAAAGAAAAAGGACAACACACAGACACACACACACCGCAGAAGCCAGGCUACUACGGGUAUUCCUCCCAUUAGCUCCGUCUGAACGCCCGUUUCUCAGCCUCCAGGAUGUCGGAGCGAGGAGGGCUCCCGCGGACUGGGGGCGUCCCUUCGCCGCACAUGCAGCCCUCCAAACCGGUCAGCAUCAGCUCCAACCGGCCGGUCCACAUGAACCUGUACGCCACCUGGGAAGUGGACCGCUCCUCGCCCAGCUGUGUGCCGAGGCUGUUCAACCUGACUCUGAAGAAGCUGAUCAUGCUGAAGGAGCUGGAUAAAGACCUCACCUCCGUGGUGAUCGCCGUCAAACUGCAGGGCUCCAAGCGGAUCCUGCGCUCUAAUGAGAUCCUGCUGUCCUCAGCGGGGCUGACAGAGACCGACCUACAGCUCACCUUCUCCCUGCAGUACCCACACUUCCUUAAGAGGGACGCCAACAAGCUUCAGAUCAUGCUGCAGCGACGGAAGCGAUACAAGAAUCGCACAAUCCUGGGAUACAAGACGCUGGCUUUGGGCCUCAUCAACAUGGCCGAGGUGAUGCAGCACCCCAGUGAAGGGGCCCAGGUCCUGGGGCUCCACAGCCAGGUGAAGGACGCCUCGGUGCCCGUCGCUGAGGUCAGGGUCUACUCCCUGUCCAGCCAGCCCAUCGACCACGAGGGACCCAAGGCCAAAAUGUCUGAUCGUUCUCCUGACAUCGACAACUACUCCGAAGAAGAAGAAGAGAGCUACUCGUCAGAGCAGGAGGGCAGCGAUGACCCCAUUCAUGGGCAGUAUCUCUAUGAUGAAGAGGAGGAGGUGAGGAAGAAGAAGCCGAGGCGCAAGCUCCCCUCCAACGCCGUCAUCACUAGACAACCCAACAUCAAGCAGAAGUUUGUUGCCUUGCUGAAAAGGUUUAAAGUCACUGAUGAGGUUGGUUUUGGCCUGGAGCACGUGUCCAGGGAGCAGAUCCAGGAGGUGGAGGAGGACCUGGACGAGCUCUACGACAGCCUGGAGAUGUACAACCCCAGCGACAGCGGGCCGGAGAUGGAGGAGACUGACAGCAUCCUCAGCACACCCAAACCUAAACUAAGGCCAUUCUUCGAGGGAAUGUCCCAGUCCAGCUCGCAGACGGAGAUCGGCAGCCUGAACAGCAAAGGCAGUUUGGGCCGAGACACUUUCAGUCCGCAGGGGGAGCAGCCUCCAUUAGAGAAGAUGAAACCCUCCCGCAGCCGCAACCUGGAGGAGGCCCUGUCUGAGACUGAUACACUGGAGCUAACAGAUCAGGAGCUGUUCGCUGAGGUGGGGCCCUGCAUCACGGUUUCCGUGGCAGAGAAACCCCGUACACCCAUGAAGAGCAGCAAAAGUGAAACGCAGACCAUGCCGUCACCAAGGCUGGACGGAGGCCACACACCCCGACAGAAGCGCAGCACCACUCCCAUGAAGGAGAGACAGCUGUCCAAACCUCUGAGCGAACGGACCAACAGCUCGGACUCCGAGAGAUCCCCGGAGCUGGGGCACAGCACGCCGGUCCUGAGAAAGGCGGUGUACGACCAGCUGAACCACAUCUUGUUGUCGGACUCUGCGCUCCCAGAGAGCCUGAUCCUAGUCAAUGGCACGGACUGGCAGGGGCAGUAUGUUACAGAGCAGCUCCAAGUACAGAGACACCCGGUGGUCUGCACGUGCUCGGCGGCCGAAAUCCAGGCGGUGCUGUCUGCUGUGCUCACCCGCAUCCAGAAAUUCUGUAACUGUAACUCCUCCAUGCCCCGAGCGGUGAAGGUGGCGGCGGUGGGCACCCAGAGUUACCUCGGAGCCAUCCUGCAGUUCUUCGUCACUCAGCUCGCCAACAAGACGUCCGACUGGCUCAACCACAUGCGCUUCCUGGUGGUGCCUCUAGGCUCACAUCCGGUUGCCAAGCACCUCGGCGCCCUUGACAACCGCUACAGCUCCUCUUUCCUGGACGGGGCAUGGAGAGACGUGUUCAGCCGCUCUGAGCCGCCGCAAACAGACCAGUUGGAUGUUGCGGGAAGGAUCAGCCAAUACAUCAGCGGAGCCACCGUCACACAUCAGCUGCCCAUCGCCGAGGCCAUGCUCACCUGCAAACACAGGACACGAGAUGAAGACUCUUACCAGAAAUUCAUUCCUUUUAUUGGGGUUGUGAAGGUUGGUCUCAUUGAGUCUGGUCCUUCUCCAACAGGGGAUACAGAGGAGGGCGUGGCUGUGAGUUUGGCCGUCCCCUCCACGUCUCCCCCCUCCCAUGGCUCCCCCACAGGGAUGAUUAAAGAGGCAGCCACUCCCCCCUCCUCCCCCUCCAUGGGCAGCGUCCUGACAGUACAAGGCAGUCCCAGUAUGUCUCACGGCGUGGAUGCCAUCGGCCUGCAGGUGGACUACUGGCUGGCCUCGCUUGCUGAGAAGCGGCGGGAGGGCGAGCGGCGCGACACGGGCUGCAAGAACACACUGAAGAGCGCCUUCCGCUCGCUGCAGGUCAGCAGGCUACCAGGCGGGAGCAGCAGUGAUCCACAGGCCCAGGUCAGCACCAUGGCCAUGACCGUGGUCACCAAGGAGAAGAACAAGAAAGUCCCCACCAUCUUCUUGGGGAAGAAGCCCAAGGAAAAGGAUGUAGACUCAAAGAGCCAGGUCAUUGAAGGCAUCAGCCGACUCAUAUGCUCCGCCAAGCAGCAGCAGACCAUCCUGAAAGUGUCCAUAGAUGGCGUGGAGUGGAACGACGUUAAGUUCUUCCAGCUGGCCGCCCAGUGGCCUACUCACGUGAAAUACCUACCUGUCGGACUUUUCGGCUACAGCAAGCCCCCCUCCUAGGGGUGAGCGCCUCUCGACUCGUCUGACCCAGACUUGACCUUUGACUCUCCUCGAUCCUGUCACAUCCUUCACGCACAGACGCUGCGUCUCGGCACCGACAGAGCUGAGAGAAGACGUCGAGUGGCUGGACUAUUUUUUUCUUUCUUUAAUUUCAUGUUCGCUACAGUCGUCUUAUUUCUCUUUGGGGGGGUAUAGGAGGAAGGUGGUGUUGGGGUGCAGCGCUGUUACUAGUCACUUUAAUGCCCCUUUCAGUGCGUGUUUGUGUGUGUGUGUGUGUGUGUGUGUGUGUGUGCGUGUGUGGCGAGUUUGCAUGCACACGUGAAUGUACAGUACGUGUGUGUGUGUGUGUGUGUGUGUGUGUGUGUGUGUGUGUGUGUGUGUGUAUUUACAAGGGGCUUACAGCACAAGUUUAUUAGCUAACUGCCAUUUAUGUUUCCGUUCUAUGGAAUGCAAUAGCAUGCAACAGCUCACUGAUUUCAAGCCCUUAAAGUCCGACCCCUCAAUUUUUGACCCCUGACCUUUGGUGAAACCCCUGAAGGUCACCUCACUGACCCGAUCCACAUGUGCAUGCGCCGAACUAACAGACACACCACUCGUGCUGGAAACAUUGACUCAUUGUUUGCAUGAGCCAAUGAAAACACAAAGAAAAAGUCUCCUCUGCUCACAAAAUGCAGUCGAUAAAAGGCUGGCAUGUGAUGAAUUUCUCCUCCACGUAUUCCACAUCAACAGUACAGCUGCCCUUCAAAACAGGCCCAGUCUUUUUUUAUUUUUUUAUUUCAAGGGCUUCCAUAUAAAACUUUUAAAUAUUUUUUCUGUACCAAAAUAAGUCAUUUGGAUGUCUAAUGCCAAAAGUUUCCUUUCAAAAAAGAAAAAAAAGAAAAUAUAUAAAGGGGAAGCGUCUUUUUUUUUUUAUUGUGCUCUAGUGAAAAAAAGUAAAAGCUUCCCUUUAAUGCUGUUUUGUGAUGCAUAGUGUACGUUUUUGUGAAGUUUUCCAGGAUUUCAGGGCAGGGGCUAAUGUAAUGUAUGCACCUAUGAGUACACGUGGACCAUCUGGGUGUUUGCAGCUGGUAAAAAUAGAUUAACCCUCAUAACAGCAGAUCCAACCAAAUAUGCAACAGGAAACGGAAACAACAAAAUGCAGAUUUAAACAGUCCAAAACGUGGCAGGGUUGAUGGGAAUAUGAUGGGAAAAGUGUUUUGUCCCCCCCCCCCUUUUUUUCAGCGUAAACACAGCUUUUCAAUGAGUAUUUAUAACAGAAGAGUGGGAGUUAAUCACCCGCAAUAAAGCACAAUGUUAUCGCCAGCUGUCCCCAAAAUAUCCUGUCUUUAUUGGCAACAGACCAGCAGUCUUCUCUUCGGUGAAAACAGCAGACCUGGUCAGACGUUAAAUUCUUUGAGAAUUCCCCUUUCUCUUAAAACUCCUUAACAACCUUCAUUUUAUCAGAAAAAACAGUGUUUGGGUUUCAGUUAUUUUGUCACAGGUCUGCUACAUGCUUUUUUCCAGGAUGUCGUGAGGUGAUUAGCGAGUGUACAGUAACUGGUAACAAGUGAGUGUAUAUAUGGCGAAAUAAAUGCAAUGUGGUCAGAAACCUUAAAAAAAAAAAAAAAAAAAAAAUCACUAAAUAGGAGAAAUACUUUUGCUGCCAUGUGACAGAGGGCAUGCGAUAUGUUUGUGUGUGUGCGUGUGUGUGUUUCUCUGUAUGUGUGCGCACGUGUGUGUGUGUGUGUGUGUGUUGGAAUGGUGUGUUGUUGAUGUGGUGAUUAUGAGAUCAGGGCUACAAAAGCUGCAGUGGUGGUUUUGUUUACUUUGUUGCCUGGCACAAGGCAAAUGCAGAUUUUUUUUUUUUGUCCCACCAGUAAGCAAAAAAAAAAAAAAAUGACAAAGAUAUUCAGGUUUAUUGAAAUUAUUUGAUUGAAAAUUCAACUGUGGUAAAAAUCCAAGAAUGUGUCUGGAUCAGUGGUUUAUAACAAUUGUUAAAAAAAGCAAUCCUUUAAAAGCAACGCUCACCAGGCCUGUGUAGCUCUGCCUUGUGUCACCUGCAUCGUAACACCUCUCCACUGCCAUCUCCAGUGAAGUAUUAGCAAAAUAUUUUUAAUAGUGUUAAUGCCAUUGUCUUGAUUUAAACGCUGUUCUUGUUUGAUAAUAGAUUAGAAAGUUUUUAUUCCCGUGUCGAUAUUACAGUGUUACAGUUGUGAUGUCAGCGGCAUGUCUCGGACUCGGCUCAUUUUUCUGUUGGACAGCACCUGUAACGCGAGGUUGCACGCUGAAGGGUGUCAGAGCUCGCCUGUCUGUUCACUCUCUGUUUAGUCAACAGCUCAUCUGUUGCCACUGAACAAACACUCGGUUUGGUGUUGAUUUGAUUUUUAAGUACCUUGGAAUAUUUGAAUGUAUUGACUUUAGUUUACAUAUGCUGUCUUACAUCUUUGUGAACGUCUGGUUUUAGGGACCUAGUAGAGUUAUUGGUCACCAUAAUAUAAUUAUUUAGUGUUAAUUGAACUGUUGACAGACACUUUUUUUUUUCCAACUUUUCUAUGUGAUCAGCAACAACAACAAAAACAAACUCUUGAACGCAGCCUCCUUGAAACCUGAAAUUUUCUCACUGUUUGCUGACAGCCAGUCAAGGGCUUGAGAGACGGAGCCUGAGCAAACAGAGAGCGUUAGCUUCCAAAAAGAGGCUGGGUUGGAAUUAUUCCUGAAUAUCAGUGAGUGUUGAUGUACUGUAGUUUGAUGUAGAGGUUACCUGAUCCAAAAUUAGAUAUUUUGGUAUUUUGGUACCACUUAAAUAACCCAUACUUAAAAAUGCUUUAUAAUUUUUCCACUAAUGACGUUUAUUAAUGUUAAUAAAUACUUUUUAAAAUUGCAUUCAAUUUCAGGAUUGAGUUGCUAUAAUGCAUGAAUGAAAAUAACUUUUGUGUUGCCAGGUUUUGAGACAAAACAUCCGUGUAGUAUCCCUUUGGCUAGUGUAUAAUAUAUCCUCAUCUUGUUUUUAAAGCUGCACUAAUGAAUAAUUUUAUAUUAACAAUGGGUCAAAUGACUCCGUCUAAUGUGAAAGUGGUGACUUGUAGGGACAAAGCCACAGAGAAUUAUCACCCAACUCUGUAGUUCCCCUCAGCUCUACAUGGCGAUUUUAGCCUCUUUCAGCUCAUUGUUUUGGUUUUUGGGCCCACAGUUUUACUGUUUUGGUUCACUCUCGUGGCUCUCAUCAGCCUCAUUCCCUGUUUUCUGGAAAACUCUCUGAUAACCCCACUGUACACUACCUGCCCAGCACCAAACUACAGAAAAAGUUUGCGAUUAGUUUGGUGAACACAGUGGAUCAUUGAUCAGCUAAAGAGCCAGAUAUUUCCCUCUGGAGGUGGUAGAGAUCACAAAACAGUGAGUGAAUGCUCGACUUAGAUUCAUCAAGUGGCCAGAAACAUGAGUCUAUGCUAAUGUUACUCUUUUGUCUUACAUCAUUUUAACUUUUAAUAAUUCAUAGUAGCAACUUACUACAUUUUUAAGUAUGCUUUAUUAUGAAAGGGUACCACAUUUGUAAAUUUGCCAAAUUGAUUUGAAAAAUAAAAAUCUUUCCAAAAAUUAUACAGCAUUUUGGAAAGAAAUCCUCAAUUUUUUUUUUAACUAAUGCAUUAAACAUGGAGGGUUUGUGAUCUGCUGUUAGAAUCGACCUCCGCUAAUUAAAACUGCUCUUUGCCUUGUAGUGUUGUUAGUCAAAUUAUUGCAGUGUUGUGAAUCUAAACUUUUCCUAAAUUGUAUAAAGUGAUUGUUUAUUGAUGCCUCUUUUGCGUUCGCUCGCUCACUGAUUGAACCGAAAUUGAAAUCUGAAAUAUGCCACUGAAAGAGAGGCAUUAAAGACAAAAUCACUGCCAAACCUAAGAUGUGAAAAAAAUGUGACUAUAUUCAGAUAGAUUUGUGGGUUUUUUUGGGGGGGGUGCUGAUAACUUAAAACACAUUAACAACAAAGUGAUCCUUGUUUUUAUGUCGUCAUUUCAGUGUUUGAAGGAACCGAAUGCUGUUUCCAUUGCAGCCACGUUUUGCAGUUUUUCUUGUCUUUGUCACCUUUGCACCAUUCUUCCCUUCAUUCUUACCAUUCACUAAAGUCUCUUUGAAAACGCUGGUUGUUCUGUAUGUAAGUCUAUGAACUUGUUCCUGUGUGUUUUUCCUGUACCUCUGUACCUGUGUCGACCAGUAUUUGUGAUGCGGUAACGAUGGUUCCUCUGUCCUUGAUUAGUCGUGGUUAGAGAUUAGGAGCUGUUUGGUCCAUCGAUAAUCUCUGUCAGUGAUCAGCAGUGUCUUUUCUCUCCACCGUCCUCAGAAAUGUGUCCGUCUGAUGAUGAUGAGAGUCUUCUUCAACAGGCCUCCACAAGCUUAGCUUUCUGAAACGAUGUUCCCAUUCUGUUCCCAUUCCCUCACAGCUUGUAAAUUUGCCACCUGCCCUCAUGGGAACAGGAUUUGCCUAUAAAAGCAGUAGACCUCUGCCUGACGUCUAAGCUUGUGGACUUGUGGGGAGUAUUUUGCACAUGCCAUUGUUUCUUCAGCAGCAGUCUUCAGCUUUUUUGCCUUUUGCCUAUAACAAUAACUAUAUUAAACAAAUUAAAAUGCUUGUACAUAUCACAUAGCACUUGUUAUAUUGUAUUCUAGUUCUUUUUGUCUUUUUUUUUUUUCUUAAUUUGACAUGUUUUGUAGUACUGCUUUUUUCAUGAUUACGUUUGUCAAUCAAACAGAUGUGGGAUGAAAAGUGGAAGUGUUCAUUGUUUCAUUUGUUUUUUAAAAUAAAAAUAUUCCUGAUUUGUA
Molecule: messenger RNA, 7684 nt
Organism: Xiphias gladius (swordfish)
Lineage: Eukaryota; Metazoa; Chordata; Actinopteri; Istiophoriformes; Xiphiidae
Product: phosphofurin acidic cluster sorting protein 1
Exons: 24
Coding region: 179-2896 (905 amino acids)
Biological process (GO): protein localization to plasma membrane
Molecular function (GO): transmembrane transporter binding
Source: RefSeq, a predicted model, not a curated record